Plasmodium gonderi is the source of this 303-nucleotide messenger RNA. RefSeq lists its product as hypothetical. Bases 1 to 303 code for a protein of 100 amino acids. NCBI's taxonomy places the organism in Eukaryota, Apicomplexa, Aconoidasida, Haemosporida, Plasmodiidae. The record is from RefSeq and is a predicted model, not a curated record. Gene Ontology annotation, biological process: microtubule-based movement. The transcript is spliced from 3 exons. Gene Ontology annotation, cellular component: cytoplasmic dynein complex; cytoplasm. Gene Ontology annotation, molecular function: dynein intermediate chain binding.
AUGAGUGAAGCUGAAGAAAUUUUGAACAGGAUAAAGAACCACAAGGGUGUGAUAGGAAUUCUGGUAGUUAACAAUGAAGGAUUAAUUAUUAAAAGCACGUUUGAUAAACAACAAUCAGAUUUGCAUGCAUCUCUACUUACCCAGUUGUCUAACAAGGCCAGGGAUGUAAUAAGGGAACUAGACCCUCAGAACGAUAUAAAUUUCUUACGUUUACGAUCGAAGAAGCACGAGAUAAUGAUUGCACCAGAUAAGGAUUACACAUUGGUAGUAGUACAGGACCCAUAUGCUGACAAGGAGAAGUAG